CCACUUUGCCCAGUGGGUCCCUGGUUGCGCGUAAAUCUCACCAAGUUGGAGUCUUGUCCGUCUCUGGAAUCAUUUGUACCAACUGACUGUCUUUCAUAUAGCUGGUGUAGUGGUGGCAGUAGGAGUGGCCGAAGAUCUGCUGCUUUGCAUGAGUUGUGGUGGAGUCUAAGUUGGUGUCUGCAGCUCGAAAAUUUCCUGUGCUCCGCUCUCAGACGGCACAGCGAGAGGCGGAGGAGACGCGCACAGGGAGAUGGCCGAGAACAGCUCCGAAAGCAGCGGCUCUCUUCACCGCAGAUGUUUGGCCCACUCCUCGUCGGAAAGAAACAGCACGGCCAGCCUCGGAUCGUCUAAAUGGAUCCGGUUAAAUGUCGGGGGCACAUAUUUUUUGACAACGAGACAAACGUUAUGUCGAGACCCCAAGUCAUUUCUCUACAGACUGAGCCAAGCUGACCCCGAGCUAGACUCCGAUAAGGAUGAAACUGGUGCCUAUCUCAUCGACAGAGACCCCACAUACUUUGGGCCGGUGUUGAACUACCUAAGGCACGGCAAACUGGUACUCAACAGGGACCUUGCAGAAGAGGGUGUUCUUGAAGAAGCUGAGUUCUACAACAUCACAUCAUUAAUAAAGCUAAUAAAGGACAAGAUCAGAGAACGUGACUGCAAAACGUCCCAGGUCCCGGUGAAGCAUGUGUACCGGGUGCUGCAGUGCCAGGAGGAGGAACUGACCCAGAUGGUGUCCACCAUGUCAGACGGCUGGAAGUUCGAGCAGCUUGUCAGUAUAGGGUACGGGCGAGCCCACCAGUCAGAGUUUCUGCUGAUUGUGUCAAGGGAAGUGAAGGGAGAGGAGUCUGCUUUGCCAAACAACAGCGGAGAGUUGGUCAGCAUAGGCUCCUCGUACAACUAUGGAAACGAAGACCAAGCAGAGUUCCUGUGUGUAGUUUCCAAAGAGCUGCACAAUCAAUCAUACGGGACAAACAGUGAGCCCAGUGAGAAGGCGAAGGUAAGUGCACUGCCCACAUGACGCUCUGUGCUAGAG
This is a messenger RNA of Boleophthalmus pectinirostris (great blue-spotted mudskipper), 1036 nucleotides long. RefSeq names its product potassium channel tetramerization domain containing 5b (gene kctd5b). The transcript is spliced from 6 exons. Gene Ontology annotation, molecular function: cullin family protein binding. The coding region runs from base 251 to 1021 and encodes 256 amino acids. Gene Ontology annotation, cellular component: cytoplasm; Cul3-RING ubiquitin ligase complex. NCBI's taxonomy places the organism in Eukaryota, Metazoa, Chordata, Actinopteri, Gobiiformes, Gobiidae. Gene Ontology annotation, biological process: proteasome-mediated ubiquitin-dependent protein catabolic process; protein homooligomerization. The record is from RefSeq and is a predicted model, not a curated record.